Messenger RNA from Rhinocladiella mackenziei CBS 650.93, 1002 nucleotides. RefSeq lists its product as uncharacterized. The record is from RefSeq and is a predicted model, not a curated record. The transcript has 5 exons. Gene Ontology annotation, molecular function: oxidoreductase activity, acting on NAD(P)H, oxygen as acceptor. Gene Ontology annotation, cellular component: intracellular anatomical structure. NCBI's taxonomy places the organism in Eukaryota, Fungi, Ascomycota, Eurotiomycetes, Chaetothyriales, Herpotrichiellaceae. The coding region runs from base 1 to 1002 and encodes 333 amino acids.
AUGUAUGCAAAGCACCUGUUCAACAGACCGGCACUGGCUUUGCAACUUGGUUCAAGGCGAGUUGCCAACCUUGUGAGACCCAAUUAUGUCGUCACGCGGGCAAUUGGACUCCCCCGAGCCAUGAAUAAUUCUGCGGUCGGGAAAUCUGGCACUUCUUCGACAUCGAAUAAGGCACCAGGAACUCAAAUCGGAGCAGACACUGAGGAAUUGUACAAGACGAGAUCGAUCCAGGAUCUAUUAUCCUUGAAAGGCAGAGUAACUGUUGUUACUGGGGGAGCAAGAGGUAUUGGACUUGCUUUGGCCCGGGGAGCAGCAGAACUUGGGAGCGACGUGGCAGUUCUUGAUGUUCUGGAAAAGCCAUCCGAGGCAUUUUUUGAGCUUGAGAGUGAGCUUGGAGUUCGUGCCAAAUAUUAUAGGACGAGUGUCACAGACGUAAACGGUCUGACCAGCAGUUUUGAAUCCGUUGUGAAGGACUUUGGUCGAAUAGACAAUUGUGUCACUGCGGCAGGAAUAGUGCAUGAUAAGCCAUUCUUAGAGACUACUUGGGACGAUGGAGCCAGGGUGCUGGAGGUAAAUGUCAUGGGCACUUUCUUGAGCGUCCAACUAGCCGCCAAACAAAUGCGAGCUCAGAAGACAGGCGGGAGCAUUGUCAUGAUUGCAUCAAUCGCAGCUCGAGCUGCAUUGCCGUCUCAAAGGCUUUCAAUAUAUGGAGCUUCGAAAGGCGCCGUGAAAUCUUUAUGCCAGCAACUUUCGGUCGAGCUAGGUCCUCUUGGAAUUCGAGUGAACUCCAUUUCUCCGGGGUAUAUCGCAACAGAAAUGACCAAAGGUUUGGCAGUCACGAACCCAGAACUAUUUUCAGUCUUCCAAUCAGCGGCUCCACUGCAGCGUAUAGGGGACAGGGUUGACCUCAAGGCAGUGGCGGGAUGUCUCAGUGAUGCAGCUGCAUAUACCACGGGUAGUGAUAUUCUUGUCACCGGGGGACUGCAUGCAGGUCAGAUGUAA